This is a messenger RNA of Lathyrus sativus (Indian pea), 969 nucleotides long. The record is from the annotation of a GenBank genome assembly. Lineage: Eukaryota; Viridiplantae; Streptophyta; Magnoliopsida; Fabales; Fabaceae.
AUGACAACCCAAACCGAACCAAAGAAGAUCAUAAUUGAUACCGACCCUGGAAUCGAUGAUGCUAUGGCGAUAUUCCUUGCUCUGCGAUCACCAGAAGUACAAGUUAUUGGACUUACAACUAUCUAUGGAAACGUUUACACUACUCUUGCUACCAGAAAUGCCUUGCAUCUGUUGGAAAUUGCAGGAAGAACUGAUAUACCAGUUGCUGAAGGAUCUCAUGUCACAUUAACCAAAGGGACGAAACUUCGCAUUGCAGAUUUUGUUCAUGGUGCAGAUGGACUUGGCAACCAAAACUUUCCUCCACCAAAUGGGAAACCCAUUGAAGAAUCAGCUGCUGAAUUUUUGGUUAACCAAGCGAAAGCUAACCCUGGAAAAGUCACCGUGGUGGCGUUAGGACCUCUUACAAAUAUUGCUUUGGCUAUACAGAUGGACCCGGAAUUUGCUAAGAACAUCGGGCAGAUUGUUCUGCUUGGUGGAGCUUUUGCAGUAAACGGCAAUGUAAAUCCAGCUGCCGAAGCAAAUAUAUUUGGUGAUCCAGAUGCUGCUGAUGUUGUAUUCACAAGUGGUGCAGAUGUAUUGGCAGUUGGAAUAAAUGUUACUCACCAAGUCGUAUUGUCAGGUUCUGAUCGAGAAAAGUUAGCAAGUUCAAAAGGAAUAUUUGCUCAAUACCUGACCGGAAUCUUAGAGGUCUAUUUCGUUUACCAUUGUGACGCAUACAACACCAAUGGAGUUUACCUUCAUGACCCAACAGCAUUGCUUGCAGCCGUUGAUCCUUCACUUGUAACGUGCACAGAGGGUGCUGUUAGAGUCCAAACCAGUGGCAUAACAAGGGGACUUACAAUACUCUACAAUAAACAGAAAAGGUUUGAAGAAGUCACUGAAUGGUCCAAUAUGCCUACAGUAAAAGUAGCUGUGACCGUUGAUGCUCCUAGAAUUGUGAAAUUGGUCAUGGAUCGUCUUGUGGCUUGA